AUGAAAGAGUUAUUUCCAGACGCUCAUAAAGCCAUCACUAAUGACUUCUACAUGGACGACUAUCUGGGCGGUGCCAACGACGUAACGGCCGCCGUAAAAUUACGCGACGACGUUAUCAACAUUUUAAAUACGGCCGGCUUCAAAUUACGUAAAUGGAUUUCUAACGACCGUCGAUUAUUAGAACACAUAUCAAACGAGGACAAUGACCCACUGCGCGUUCUAAAUCUGGACGAGAGCUGCACUACAAAAACGUUAUUUCUGUUUUGGAAUCCGUUUAACGACGUACAUCAAUAUAAAGUAAACAAUAAUUGUAAAAACAAUGCAGAACGAAUUACAAAACGUAUAGUAUUAUCAACAAUAGCGACUAUAUUUGACCCGCUCGGUCUCGUCGGACCCGUUGUCGUCGUCGCCAAAAUAUUUAUGCAAAAACUAUGGCAAGCACGUAUAAAUUGGGAUGACCCUGUUGCGUCGUCGCUACACGAAGAAUGGCAAAAUUAUCAACAAACCUUACCAGAACUUGAAAAAAUCCACAUUCCAAGAUGGAUAAUCGGUUGUUCGAACGUGUUAGUCACACAAAUACACGGUUUCGCUGACGCGUCGAUACAAGCAUUCGGCGCGUGUCUAUACGCACGGACCACAGACGCAUUAGGCAAUCACCAUUCCAGACUGAUAGUCGCAAAGUCAAAGGUGGCUCCAUUAAAGGUAGUCUCUUUAGCACGCUUGGAAUUGUGUGCAGCUGUUCUGUUAGCGCGACUAGCUGAUAAGAUAAUACCAAAAUUAAAUAUUACAAUAAAUAAAAAACAUUUUUGGCCUGAUUCGACCAUAGUACUCGCGUGGAUAAAUUCGCCUUCAACACGCUGGAAAACAUUUGUAGCGUCGAUCCGGACCAACAAGGGAGAGGUCAAGCGUGCCGCUCGCUCCUUAUGCCCACUACCAAUAAAGGAUGAUAAUUAA
Molecule: messenger RNA, 954 nt
Organism: Macrosiphum euphorbiae (potato aphid)
Lineage: Eukaryota; Metazoa; Arthropoda; Insecta; Hemiptera; Aphididae
Source: the annotation of a GenBank genome assembly